This is a messenger RNA of Phycomyces blakesleeanus NRRL 1555(-), 198 nucleotides long. Its product is annotated as Homeodomain-like DNA binding domain-containing transcription factor. The record is from RefSeq and is a predicted model, not a curated record. The transcript has a single exon. Gene Ontology annotation, biological process: regulation of transcription by RNA polymerase II; cell differentiation. Lineage: Eukaryota; Fungi; Mucoromycota; Mucoromycetes; Mucorales; Phycomycetaceae. Gene Ontology annotation, molecular function: RNA polymerase II cis-regulatory region sequence-specific DNA binding. The annotation marks the transcript as partial.
AAGGCCAAGCGUAAAAGAGCCUCUGCACCUCAACUCGCAGUCCUAAACCGUGUGUUUAGCCAGACAUACUUUCCAUCGACAGAACUGCGAAUUGAUCUCGGAAAACAGUUAAAUAUGAGUCCUCGUACUGUCCAGAUCUGGUUCCAAAACAAGCGCCAGGCUCUUCGCACUCGCGGAAAACUAUCCGAUAAAUGCGAA